This is a messenger RNA of Micromonas commoda, 474 nucleotides long. RefSeq lists its product with no specific name. Bases 1 to 474 code for a protein of 157 amino acids. The record is from RefSeq and is a predicted model, not a curated record. NCBI's taxonomy places the organism in Eukaryota, Viridiplantae, Chlorophyta, Mamiellophyceae, Mamiellales, Mamiellaceae. The transcript has a single exon.
AUGGCCGCGAUCUUGAAGCACGUGUUACUACUCCAGAGAAACGUACCCGCCGCCGCCGCCUUCUACGAGCAGGGACUCGGCCUCAUCGUCACCCAGUGUAGCGAUUCGUACGCGGAACUGGGCGACGGCCUCGACACGAACGGGCGGCCCGUGGACCCGAAGGACGAGAAGGCCAAACCCAGGACGGUGCUCGCCCUCAAGGCGGUCGGCAACGUGUCGCAGCUCACCACCGGGUAUUCCCCGUUCGUCAACUUCGAGGUUCGGGACAUGGACACGGCGGUGAACAACAUGCUGCGGAUGGGGGCGGAGCUGGACGGACCGAUCAAGUACCCGCCCCAGGGGAAGGUCGCCGCGUUGCGAGGACCCGACGGUCACAUGCUCGGCCUUUACGAGAUGUCGGACUCGCCAUUCGCGGGUGGUAACGUCAUGAUGGACAUGGAUCGUGUGAACGCCCUCAAGGAGGGCAAGGACUAG